AUGUCGAUUCCUGCAGAAUCUUCAAAAACAAAAAGAAAAGUAAUUAAAAAGGUUAAAUAUCCAGGAUAUCAAAUAGGAGAAUUAUCUCAAGAAAUUGGGUUAUGCAGAGUGACCUCGGUGCCCAUAAAGGUAUUUGGAAAGUUAUCAACUAUAGAGUACAAGUCACUAGUAGGCCAUCAGGUAAUUUAUGCUGGAUAUGGCACUAAUCUAUUUUCGGAUGGUAACGGUGGACAGCAACCACUACAAGUCAGCGAGGCGAUUGUUACUCCAUGCGGACAGAACUAUUCACAAGGCCCGUACUUGUGUUUAAGCGUUGAUUUCUUAAAUAUAAAAUAUCAAGAUCUAACCGAAGCUUACACUGGUGGACCUGUAUUCAGUUAUGGAUAUUUAGUAGGCGUAAUUAGUUACGGAAUUAUAGACUUACCACCGGGCCGUGUAACAGCUAUUUUACCUUACAAGAAAUGGAUCAGUGAUGUUGUGAGUGGUCGCAUCAAGUAA
Messenger RNA from Arctia plantaginis, 498 nucleotides. Lineage: Eukaryota; Metazoa; Arthropoda; Insecta; Lepidoptera; Erebidae. The record is from the annotation of a GenBank genome assembly.